UUCAUUUGGCGGAAUGCAAAGACACAGCAUGGGUGUGUGCUCUUCUGGGCCAUAAAGAUAGAACCAGGCAGUAGUCAUGUGGCAGUGUGACAGCCAUGCUGGUUACAAUAAACUAAAGUGAAACGAAGCCCGGGGAAGAAGAAUCGUGUUGUGCAAUGAUGACUGCAUCCGGAUAAAUAGCUAAAGGAGAAAUGCGCUCAACUUCUGUAAAUCCAAGGUGCUCCAGUAUCAGAUAGACGGCGCCAAAGGGAAAGAGGCAGAGGGAGCGAGAACAGAGGGAGAGUAUAAAGUGAAAACAAGACAGGGGAGUAGCAGCCUUCAGUCUGUGCUCAGCUCAGUACUGAUCUUACUGAAGGCUUCCUGCGCCAGCACCAUGGGAAAAUCAGCCUCAAAGCAGUUUGCUGCGGAGGUUCUCCAGUGCCAUAACGAGUACAGGAAAAAGCACCAGGCUCCGCCACUGAAGCUGAGCAGCAAGUUGAGCAGAGAGGCUGCUCGUUACGCUGAAAGUCUGGCCAGUACACGAAUCCUGAAACACAGUGUGGAGUCCAGUAGAGGGAGCUGUGGAGAGAACCUAGCAUGGGCCUCAUAUGAUCAGUCAGGGAAGGAUGUAGCAGACCGCUGGUAUGACGAGGUGAAACUGUACAACUUCAACCGGCCCGGAUUCUCCUCCGGCACUGGACAUUUCACAGCGAUGGUGUGGAAGAACACUAAAAAGCUGGGUGUCGGUAAGGCCACGGCGUCAGAUGGAUCUUCCUUUGUGGUGGCCAGAUACUUCCCAGCGGGAAACAUCACUAACCAGGGACACUUUGAGAACAACGUCCUCCAGGCUAAAAGCAACUCCUAAACAGGCAUUGAUCCCUCGACUGCCCUCAAGCCCCAAGGCAUUUAUUCCAUUGUCCAGGAGAGAAGUUGUCUGCCCGCACUGCUAUGGAAAAUACUCAGGAGAGCACCACUUCUUGCCUGGUAGAGAGCCAUCUUACAAUCUUGUAAGGACUUCAAAAGAUGAAAAGCACUCAGGCCUUAAGUUCUGUUCGGCAUUUUAAAGGGGCUUGCACAGCGCUUUAUUUAAAAUUAAAGACAUUGCUAACAUUUCCACUGACCAAUGGGGAUUGUAGAACUUUGAUAGCUGUUGCUAUUGCAUUUUAUUGUAUUUCCCUCAUUAACGCCAAUAUUUUCCUAUGUUUUUGCAACCGAGUGAGAGCUAAUCCAGUCAGAAUGACACAUUCACAUCGUUUCAUUUGACGCUCAUGACCCAACAAGCGCGCAUCAUUGUUUGUGUUAUUGUCACUACUUGUUAAAGCAGGCCCAGCGGUCCCAUGUCUACGUCUUGUACUCUAAUCCGUUUUGUACAAUAAAAUUGAUCAAUUGUUAAGAGAUGCACUUGGCAUCCA
This is a messenger RNA of Mugil cephalus (flathead mullet), 1391 nucleotides long. RefSeq names its product GLI pathogenesis-related 2, like (gene glipr2l). The transcript has 5 exons. The record is from RefSeq and is a predicted model, not a curated record. The coding region runs from base 374 to 844 and encodes 156 amino acids. Lineage: Eukaryota; Metazoa; Chordata; Actinopteri; Mugiliformes; Mugilidae. Gene Ontology annotation, cellular component: extracellular region.